Boleophthalmus pectinirostris (great blue-spotted mudskipper) is the source of this 1796-nucleotide messenger RNA. RefSeq names its product Src homology 2 domain containing transforming protein D, b (gene shdb). Gene Ontology annotation, molecular function: phosphotyrosine residue binding. Bases 1 to 534 code for a protein of 177 amino acids. The transcript has 4 exons. The record is from RefSeq and is a predicted model, not a curated record. NCBI's taxonomy places the organism in Eukaryota, Metazoa, Chordata, Actinopteri, Gobiiformes, Gobiidae.
AUGAGGACACAGCUGCCAAAUUUUUUACAUAAGGAAAUUAUUGUUACUUUAAAAUUAUAUUUAUCAAUGCAGUUUGAGGGGGCUGAAUGGGACCGCUCCUCGCCUCCCACAGAGCGCCUGCGUCCCCCAGGGCUCAGGUCCAGCCCCAUGAAGUUCCGGAUGCCCCAGGAAGGACUCACAAUGGUCGGGGAGAGAGUGGACCCUACACUACCCCUGGAGAAGCAAGUAUGGUACCAUGGUUCACUGUCUCGGUCAGACGCAGAGGCACUGUUAACACUGUGUAAAGAAUGUAGCUACUUGGUGAGGACUAGCCAAACCAACCACACUGACUACUCCCUUUCCUUACGGAGCUGCCAGGGCUUUAUGCACAUGAAGUUCACCCGAUGCAAAGAUGGGAAGUAUGUGCUGGGACAGAACAGCCCCCCGUUUGACACCAUCCCAGAGGUCAUCCAUUUUUACACCACACACAAACUCCCGAUCCGUGGAGCGGAGCACUUGUCCCUGCUGUUCCCAGUGCUGGUGCAGACUCUCUGAAUCUUGUGAGUUCUCCAACACUGGACAUGCAAACAGCUGAAUGUUAAAUGUGUGCCACUGCCUCCUUUGAGACAGAGUGGUGCACUGCCUUUGAGGACUUGUGCCAAGCUUCUGACAUCAACAUAGCAAAUUGAUUCACGUGAAAUGCAAUACUAUGGAUCUUUUUUCUAGAACUGUUUUUCAUUAUUUUGAACACCUGAAAUUCCCAUUUGAACCAAUCAUUUCUCAUAAAUAAAACUGUGGACUCUAACUCUCUGAGCGCUGUACCAGACAUAAAGCGAGGUAAAGCAUUAUCACAACUAACCUUUAGUGCAGAUGUUUUGUGAUGUGAUGAUUGCUGGUUCAUAGUCUGCUGAUCUACAACUAACUGAAAUACACUGUGUUUGACAUAUCCUUUUCAGAACCAGUGUUAAACAUGAACAAACUUGUUGAAUGCAAUUUUCAGCCUUUUUUUUCUCACAGAACUUGUCAGUUGUUGUAAUUGUUAUGCUUGAUUGGUAUUUCCUCAUCUAAAAAUGGGUUAUGGCAGAUAAAAGAUUAUUAUGUCAGAAUAACCAUCAAAUGCUUACAUUUUGAAUCCCAGCAAAAUUUUACCAUCUGCAAAGGUAAUGAAUGGGUCUCUGCUACAGUCGCUGUACUUACCUUGGUAAUAUUCAGUCCAUCUAUCAAUGUAAUUUUCUGCCUUGCUCUGGGAAUUUUGUUUUACAGAUAUCAGUGUUGAUAUUUUUGGUUUCCAUUGUAAUUGUUAAAUUUGGUUUUGCCAGUGAGACCAUCUAGAAAUGUAAACUUCAUUUAUUUUUCAACUUUUCUCUGGAGAGAUGAUACCUUAUUACUUUGAUUACUGGCCAUUUUCCAGUUUGUACUUAGCCAGCCAGUCAUGUGAGUAGAUGGAAGUGGGCAGUUGUGUUGGAGGUACAUACUUACCAUCUGGAGUGAGUUCCAGUGAUGUUGGAACGCUUGCAACCUUUUAAAGUAUUACUGAAAAGAAAAGUGUUAUUUGUUUUUAUGUCAUGUAUGUUGCCUGAUAAAUUAUUAUUGUCACCAAAAAAAUGCAGAUUAUGAUUUAUCCCUUGUCGAUGCCUUUCAUUUGACCUUUUGAUUAGAUUAAAAUGAAAAUCAUCUUAAAAAUCUUAUUAUCAUGAAUAAUUACAUUUAUACAACAGACCGUUCUUCAGACACAAAAGGAGAAAAAUCUACACAAAGGAUUUGGCAAAAUUGCGCGUCUCACAUAUGCAAACACUCGCACAUCCCCAUCUUCCAAU